AUGGGUGUCAUUUUGGUUUUGUUAAACUUGUUGUUGUCCACGCAACAUUCCGAACAACCAUCAACAUCACAACAUAGAUUCUUUACUCGGGAGCAAGCAAGUGAAAAUCGACAGUUGCGAUUCAUCCCUGACCUUUUCGAGCGCCUUCCGGUGGAUUCCGUCGGUGUUUCUAAGACUUGGCCGCCAUCAAUGCCAUCUGCAGAGAACAGAAAGAAAAGGACAUAUUCGUUGGUCGUCUCCUAUUAUGGUCCUACAUUUAGUGGUGGUUAUGAAUGGAACUCGAAUGUGGAGUUACCAACAGUUCGAGCGACAUUGACCACGGCCAUUGAAUCUUCUCUGGAAGAUCUUCUACGAGGUGAGCCCCACCAUCGAAUCCAUUUGCAAACAGCAGGUCGAACGGACGCUGGAGUCUCGGCCAAGGCCAAUGUAUUUAGCUUUGUGUCUCGUAGUAGUGGCAAACAACGAAACCUGUUGUUGGAAAAGGAUCUGGACGAGUUUCAAACCAACUUGAAUCAACAGUUGGCAGGCAGUCGCAUGAGGGUCCACGAGAUCCAAAGGAUCAGUCUAUGCACAAUUCAAUCUGCCAGCGUCCUCUAUUGGAGUAGCACUACUACUACUAGCAAUAUUGAAGGUAAAGAUCAUGUCCCGGGAUUCUCUAAGGCCUGGAAAGAAUCAUUGGCGGCGUGCAAAUGCCAAGACGACUAUGAUGAGGAGGAGUACCCGCACUGCCUUUUGUUUACUAUUCGAGCCAAUCGAUUUCUCAAACGCAUGAUGCGCAAGCUAAUCAAUGGACUGUUGCUGGAUCACGGAUGCAAUGCUGGCGGUCUAUUGCUGGAUGGGAAGCGUCGCUUUACAAAACGAUUGUCUUCGCUGGAUCGAUCAGGGAAUCAUCCUGCACCCUCUGAAGGCCUCUGUUUGUGGAGAGCGUGGAGUGAAUGA
Molecule: messenger RNA, 939 nt
Organism: Seminavis robusta
Lineage: Eukaryota; Bacillariophyta; Bacillariophyceae; Naviculales; Naviculaceae
Source: the annotation of a GenBank genome assembly